GCUAGCAUGAAAUCGGACAGCAUUUGCAAGCUACCACUGCGAUGAUUUCAAAUCAGUUUCUUUUUAUUCUUUUAAAAUUCCGUUUUCGAUAGUUAAAGUGGUUUUUCACACAUUGGGUUCCCCUUCAUUGUGUUUUUUUCUGUUUAUUUUUUUUUAUUGCUGUUUUCGGUUAAUUUGCUGCCGCUAACGCAACAUACACACUAAUUUUUGUUCUUCAAAAAGUCCAACUAUAAAAUAUCCGAAAUAAAUUAGAAAAAGAAUCCGAUCGGAGUGGCCCGUAAUACAAAGCGUACCAUAUUCAAUUUCGCUGUUUAUUCCACACAAUUGCAAAUAAUAUCUACAUUCAAUCAACUGAUUCGUAUGGCUUUUUAAAACAUCAGCAAUUAAGUCGCAUCAUCACCAGAAUAAUAACCGACAUUGCUGCCAUAUAUUUUCUGCGUAUGCCGUUCGUUUGCUUCGUUCUAUGGAUCGCCGCAGCAGAAUAACUAAGCAAAGAAAAAUAAGAGACAGAAAACACGCAACUCGUUAAAAUAAAGAGAAAACGAAGAGUUUAAAACUCGUGUCGAGCACGUGAAUUCAGUUAUUCAAUUAAAAAAACGCCACAUUUUUGCACUCAUCAUAUACUCAAUUGAACGGGUUAAAUUGAACGAAAUUCAUCGAUUGUUUGAAGAAUAUAUACAUUGAUUUGCAGGCGAAAAAAAAGAAACAAUUCAACAAUAACGAACUGAAUUUAUGGAAUAAAGUCUCUGAUCAUAAACCAGAACGAAAUUAUAUAAAAUAGUCGAAGGAAAAAAAAAUGUUUGUUCUAAGCGAAAAGAAAAAAUAAUCUAAACUAAACCAAAAAGAAGAAGAAAAAUAAACAACGUCAUCCAGUUUGUUCAGUUUAUACGCAACAUUGAGCACACUCGAUCAUUUUUGUUUUGUUCGCAGAUUACAUAGUUACUUAAUCAGUAAACGCACACGGCUGAAUCAACGCAAACUACGAACCAACGAACACACUCAGCUCUCUGUCGAACCGAUCGAACACAUGGUUUCAAUUACAAACAUAAAAGCACAAGCGUUGUCAUUUGAUAUUUGUAUGUUGGUCGCGCAACAAAAUACAAUCACACAUAUAUGCAAAGUGAGGGAAUAGAAAGCAUCGACGCGCUCGAACACCGAGAGAGUGAAAGAGUACAAAGUUUAAAUCAUUCACGAAUACGCUUGAAACGGUAGCACAUUUAGCAGCUGUGCAAUCCGCGUAUUGCCAAUAAAUAGCUCAUAUUUAGCAAAAGGAGACGCGACAAACACGUUUUAAUUGGUGAUAAAAUAUCACAGCGUUCACAUCGCUUAGUGUGCAUCGAACAUCUCUCGCAUAUCUCUAACUUCACUCUGGCACGGUUAUCGAAUCUUCUUUUUUUCAAAUCAAGUGAACUUUUCCGUCAUCGUCGACAACUGCGGCCAUCGAAACAACAUACUCGUCGUCGUUUUUCUUGUCGGGGUCGUCUCAUUUGCGCGAUCUAUUUUCAAUUCGUGACCAGAAAAGCAAAACGAAAUUCUACAAUUCGAGUGGCCAUCAAUAAUCAGUGAUCAGUGAACAGUUUAGUUUAAUUUUAAAUAAAAUAUUUUGUUUUGUCUCUAGUUCUCGGUUCAUUUUAUAAUCAUUUGAAUUUUAAGUUACACACACACACAUUGUAUAAUGAACUCACGAUAAAUCGGAGCAUCGGUUAAACAGUUCCUAAUUUAAUAUUUAUGUUAUGAAUCUAGUGCUUUGUUGUAAUCAAUUGACAAAAAAUAAAGUAACGAGAAUAAUUAAGGAAAAGCCGUUGUUGCUUUAGUCGUUAACAUUAAAGUGCUCUGAGAUUGAGAUAAUCACACUGCUAAAGGUCAUUACAAUAUUUCGUAAUUGAAUCCUUCAUAUUAUUCCGGUGUAUACUGUGAUAAUCAUAUCACAAUUCGAAUCGUUUAGAAGAAAUAAUUUCAGCAUUGCAUAAGCAAAUCGUACCGGAUUUCAUUAUGCAGAAACCAACCAGAAAAGUUGCCCCAGAUGGAGGAUGGGGUUGGGUAGCAUGCUUCGGUGUCAGCCUUGUUAAUUUGGCAACACGAGCAAUCGAACCAUCGUUUGGUUUGCUGUUUGGUGACUUACUGCUUCAAUUGGAAGUUAAAACGCUUGGUGCAGCUAUAAUUAUGAGCACUUAUGAUGUAAUGAUGAACUUUUCGGGUUUAUUUGUUGGGCCAUUAUUGAAGGAGUUUUCAUAUCGAAAAGUUGCCAUCGCUGGAUCUCUAUUGUGUUCACUUGGUUUGGCGCUUACAUCACCCGCUUCAAGUAUGGCACACAUAUUAAUGACAUACAGUGUCAUCAACGGAAUUGGCGUUGGAUUGGCAACAUCAGCUGCAUUCGUUGCGCUUAAUCAUUAUUUUAAAAAUAAACGUGGUCAAGCGGUUGGUUUAUCGAUGGCUGGCACGGCAUUGGGGAUGCUAAUUUUACCGCAGUUAGUUCGCAUUUUAUUGGACGCAUUUGAAUUUAGCGGUGCUAUACUUGUAUUGGCUGGCUUAGCAUUGCAUGCUGCCUUCGGUUCGACACUGUUGCAACCCAUCAAAUGGCAUUUGAAAGAUGAAGUUAUUGAUGUUGAAAUGGCACCACAAACCGAACACAUGGAAACGGUGAAAGAAGAUGAAGAUGAAUUACCCGAAAUGAAAACACUUUUAUUUCCGCCAGUUAAUACAAACGGACGUCAAAUGCGUAAAAAUUUCUCCGAAGUUGCCAUUAGUUCAAUGAAUAAUGGAAUGGCAAAACGUCCAACGUUUCCGCGCAUCAUGUCGAAUGGAUCGAAUAUGGCAGGCAAUGGUGUUCUUUCGAACGGCGACAUAAGCACAUCGAUUCGCCGGAGAAAAGCAUCGGUUAUGUCACAAUUAUCGACGCUAGAUUUUAUGGGCAGCAAUUUACUGGUACACGUUAAUACCGGAGACGAAGAAGCUGAAGAAGAAGAUCGUGCCAUUCAAAUUCGACGUGUUAAUACCGCACUUGGAAUGUCAGCGCAUCAUGAACAAAAUUCAUUCACAAAAUUUCGACCAUCGUCACUCGAUGGUUUUAAGCCACAAUUGGAUAUUGGUGGCAUUGACAUUACGCCGACAGCCAAAAAAGGAUUCUUUCGACGUUUCAUUGAACUUAUGGACGUUUCACUUUUAAAAGAUCCAGGAUAUUUGAACAUUUUAUUUGGUUUAUCGAUUUUUUACGUUGCUGAAAUGAACUUUAAAAUGGUGACACCGUUCUUUUUUGCAAAUUUGGGAUAUUCAAAAACAGAUGUAGCAAAAUGCUUAUCCGUAACUGCCAUUAGUGAUAUUGCGGCUCGAAUCGUAUUGCCACCUAUUUGUGAUCGUUUUGAUGUGAAAAAACGAAGCAUUUUCUUCGUAUCCAUUUUAUUCGUUGGAAUUACACGUUCAAUCAUGGCUGAACAAACCGAUUUCAACAUGCUGAUGAUGUGGCUUUUCAUUUGCGGUUUCUUUAGAGGAAUGGCAUUGAGUAAUUUCACAUUGUGUGUAUCAGAAUAUUGUUCAUUGGAGCAGCUUCCCGCUGCAUUUGGCUGGCAUAUGAUUGGCAAAGGUCUUUUCGUUACGGCAUUUGGCCCGUUGAUUGGUUUAAUUCGCGAUGCCACAGAUAGCUAUCCAAUUUGCAUUCACGCGCAAUCGUUUUGCAUUUUCUUGUGUUGUCUCGCCUGGUCAAUUGAGUAUAUCUUAAGUUAUAUUCGUAAGCACAAAGAUGAUGAUAGCGAGCCAAAAACCACCGAAACAAUGACCGCAACAACAAAUUCAACAGUCACAACGCCGGGCAACACAAAAUAGGUCACUAGUUUUACAUAAGUACAUAUAUAGCCACUAGGAAAAUGAUGUGUUAUUUAAAAUACAAUUGUAUUGACAUUUAAUGUUUAGAGAUUUUUAACAUUGUUGGCGCGUUUUGCACAUAGACCAUAAUUGAAUUAGCAUGAAUACGAUAUUCAGAACGGACGAGUCCGGAUAACACGUCAAAUGAUGUGUAAAAUAAGCACAUUAUAGACACAAUGUCAACUACAUUAGGCUACUUUGCGACGUAGAUCAAUGACCUCAAUACAUUUUUUCAAACAAAUGGAAUGCCUUGUUCACGUCGAAUUCCAAUUCAAAUGUUUUACGUCAAACAUUCAGUGAAUUAUUGUUUUACAUACAAUGACAUUUACUUUAAUAGAUUUUUUUUCGAGUUUUUUUUUUUU
This is a messenger RNA of Contarinia nasturtii (swede midge), 4220 nucleotides long. RefSeq lists its product as uncharacterized. Gene Ontology annotation, biological process: transmembrane transport; monocarboxylic acid transport. The record is from RefSeq and is a predicted model, not a curated record. Bases 1993 to 3819 code for a protein of 608 amino acids. The transcript has 10 exons. NCBI's taxonomy places the organism in Eukaryota, Metazoa, Arthropoda, Insecta, Diptera, Cecidomyiidae. Gene Ontology annotation, molecular function: monocarboxylic acid transmembrane transporter activity.